This is a messenger RNA of Manihot esculenta (cassava), 1513 nucleotides long. Its product is annotated as SH3 domain-containing protein 3. Gene Ontology annotation, molecular function: protein binding. Bases 157 to 1218 code for a protein of 353 amino acids. The record is from RefSeq and is a predicted model, not a curated record. Lineage: Eukaryota; Viridiplantae; Streptophyta; Magnoliopsida; Malpighiales; Euphorbiaceae. The transcript is spliced from 11 exons.
GAAAUUAAAAGGUUAAAAAAAAAAAAGAAAAAAAAAUUAUGACAAGGUCCGCUUUGCAAUUGUAAGAGGAAGACGAGAAGCAGAGCUGCAGAAGAGCGGCUUCAGCUGGAGAAUGUCCUAAAUUUUGUUAUCUUGGAGAGAGAACGAAUCAGAAAAAUGGAUGCAUUAAGGAGACAAGCCAGCAAGCUAAGAGAACAAGUAGCCAAGCAACAGCAAGCUGUGAUAAAACAGUUCAGUGGGACUGGUUACGAAAGCUCAGAUGUUAUGGUUAUUGAUGAGGUUGAGUUGCAGAGACAUCAACAGCUGGAGAAACUGUAUAGGUUGACUCGUGCAGGGAAGGAUUUUCAGAAGGAUAUUGUUAAAGCAGCGGAAACAUUUACAGCCAUUGGGUACAAACAUAUUGAAGCAGGAACCAAAUUGUCUGAGGAUUGCUGCAGAUAUGGCACUGAGAAUGUUAAUGAUAACAUGCUAGCCAAGGCUGUGGCCAUCUAUGGUGAUGCUCGGAAGCAUGUGGAGAAAGAGCAAGAGGAUUUGAAUCGAUUGUUAUCUUCACAGGUUCUAGAUCCCCUGCGAGCAAUGAUUACUGGUGCUCCUCUGGAAGAUGCACGCCAUCUUGCUCAACGUUAUAGUCGGAUGAGACAGGAAGCAGAGACACAGGCAGCAGAGGUUUCCAGAAGACAAGCAAGAGUAAAGGAAAUGCCAAUUCCGGAAAAUGUUGCAAAGCUGCAGGCAGCAGAAGCAAAGAUGCGAGAACUAAAAGCAAACAUGGCUGUUCUUGGUAAAGAAGCUGCAGCUGCUUUGGCUGCUGUUGAAGCACAACAGCAAAGAUUGACUUUCCAGAGGCUUGUUGCAAUGGUUGAAGGAGAAAAGAAUUACCAUCUGAGAAUUGCUGCCAUUCUCAGUGAGGUUGAAGCUGAGAUGGUCUCAGAGAAACAGCGGAAAGAGUCUGCUCCUCCAGUGAUUUCAUCCCCUGUAAUUCCAUUGGAGAAUGUCUCGGAGAAAACCAUGUACUUCUUGGCUGAAGCAACACAUCCUUUCAAUGCAGAAACGGAGAAGGAGCUGAGCUUGGCAGUGGGUGAUUAUGUUGUUGUGCGAAAGGUGAGCCCAACUGGAUGGUCAGAAGGAGAAUGCAAAGGAAAAUCUGGGUGGUUCCCUUCAGCAUAUGUGGAAAAGCGUGAGAGAAUUCCCACCAGUAAUGGGUCUUCUCAACUUUAUUAAUACCACUCGAGUUCUCAAGUAGUACUACACAACACUCUGGAACUUGAAUAUGCAAAAGAAAAAAGAAAGUAUGAAGCUUGUUGCAUUUUGUAACACCCUUGUGUUUCUGGCGCCUGUUACCUAAUUUGAAUGUAUAUCACUUCACUGAAUGUUGGAAUCCGAGUAAAUUUUUUUUUUCUUUUAGAAUCAUACAGAAUAUGUUGUUCAGUAAAAGUUUUUCCAUAUUUAUCAUCAAAUGUAUUCUCUCUCAAGACAUUUAUUUAUCCAAGGAUAGGAAGUAUUAUUAUUGUUGAAA